Molecule: messenger RNA, 2544 nt
Organism: Mustela erminea (ermine)
Lineage: Eukaryota; Metazoa; Chordata; Mammalia; Carnivora; Mustelidae
Gene: ODAD3
Product: coiled-coil domain containing 151
Exons: 13
Coding region: 415-2208 (597 amino acids)
Biological process (GO): outer dynein arm assembly; cilium movement
Cellular component (GO): cilium
Source: RefSeq, a predicted model, not a curated record
UGUGACUCUUGAUCUCAGGGUUCCAGGUUCCAGCCCCACCUAGGGUGUAGAAAUUACUCAAAAUAAAACGCAAAAAAAAAAAAAAAAAAAAAAAAAAGAUGAGCAGGUGACCCCAAAGUACUCCCCUCCUAAUAUCCAGCCGAGAGGCUUGGCCAGCCCGCAACUGGGCCGCCCCUCUGCACAGCGUUAGCCAAUGAAAGCGGUGGUGUGGAACGCGGACGGUUUCCAUGGGAGCGCUGGAAGGAGGGGGCGGGGCAGAAGUUACCCAGCAACCGGGAAAUGCUGAGAGGCCCCGCCAAGCGGUCGGAAAGUGCAUUCUCCCAGAGCCCGGGGAACCCGUGCUGACGGAUCCAGGACCGGGGCAAUUGCUAUUUGCCACCCUAAUCCCCAGGGACCCUAGGCCCCAACCCAGUCAUGACGUCUCCCCUGUGCUGGGCGGCCUCCACCAACAUCCCGCCUUCUCAGGACCAGGUUUCGACCUCCCGCAAGGUCCAGGGCAGUCAGACUAAGGCCCAGCACAGUCACUCCCAAGUAAAGGGUGUGCCCCAGGCCUGGCUUCCACUCCAUUCCAAGGCGGGACCCCUCCAUGUCCUUCGGGGCAAGUCUGCUGUGCACACGCAGGUGGCAGAGUUACAAAGGAAGAUACAACUGUUAGAGGGUGACCGGAAGGCCUUUUAUGAGAGCACCCAGUGGAACAUCAAGAAGAAUCAGGAGACCAUCAACCAGCUCCAGGAGGAGACCAGGGUCCUGCAAGUUCAGCUGGCGGACCUGCUGCAGGGAGAUGAGAAAUUGGUCCAGGCGGUGAUUCGGGAGUGCAAGUCAGAGAAGCCGUAUUUAAAGAACAGGACAGGACAGCAGGCCCUGGAGCACCUGGACCACCGGCUGAGCGAGAAGGUGAAGCAGCUGAACGCGCUGCGGCACCAGCUGGGCGUGCGGCAGAAGUGGCUGGAGGAGCUCCAGCUGCGGCACAGCCUCCGCCAGCUGGAGAUGGCCGAAGCGCAAAAUAGCAACACAGAGGUGGCCAAGACCAUGCGGAACCUGGAGAACCGCUUGGAGAAGGCCCGGAUGAAGGCAGAAGAAGCCGAACACAUUACCAAUGUGUACCUGCAGCUCAAGGCCUAUCUCCAAGAGGAGAGCCUUCACUUGGAAAACCGGCUGGACCUCAUGGAGGCGGAGGUGGUGAGGGCAAAACGCGAGCUAGAGGAGCUGCAAGUGGUGAACCAGGAGGCGAUCAACGCCCGGGACAUCGCCAAGAACCAGCUGCAAUAUCUGGAGGAGACCGUGUUCCGGGAGCGCAAGAAGCGGGAGCGCUACAUAACCGAGUGCAAGAAGCGCGCGGAGGACAGGAAGCUGCAGAACGAACGCAUGGAGCGCAAGACCCAGCGUGAACACGUGCUGCUGCAGUCCGAGGAUUCGACCCAGGACAGCCUGCGCGCCAAAGAGGAGGAGCUGAGGCAGCGCUGGAGCAUGUACCAGACAGAGAUGCUUUUUGGCAAGGUCAAGGACGCCACCGGCGUGGCCGAAACCCACGCGGUGGUGAGGCGGUUCCUGGCACAGGGUGACACCUUCACACAUUUGGAGACGCUCAAGAGCGAGAACGAGCAGUCGCUGGUGAGGCUGAAGCAAGAGAAGCAGAGGUUGCAGCGAGAGCUGGAAGACCUCAAGUACUCCGGGGAGACCACAAUUGUGAGUCAGCAGAAGCUGCAGGCUGAGUUGCAGGAGCGCCUCAAGGCGGAAGAGCAGCGGCGCACUGAGGCACAGGAUGAGCUAGAGCGCGCCAUGUGGGCGGUACAGACGAUCAAGGAGGGCCUCGAACACCUGGCGGGCAAGAUGAACCACAUCACAUUGGUGGAGGGCCCUUUCGCGGGAAAGGAGCUGGAUCCCCAGGCAGGUAACUAUCUGCCAGACCUGCUGGGCGUCGUGGAAGAAAAGCUUCUGAAGCUGCAGGCACAGCUCGAGAGCCAUGACGUGCCCGAGAUGCUGCGCCACCUCACCGACCAAGAGUUCUACUCCACCCUAGAGGGAAAGCUGCCCUUGUACAACACCCGCAUCACCCUGCCCCUUGCCAGUCUCAAGGACAAGUUCUUCGACGAAGAGGAAAGUGAGGAGGAGGACAACGACGUGGUGAGCCGCGCGGAGCUUAAGAUUCGUUCCCAGAAACUAAUUGAAUCCCGCAGCAAGAAACGCAAUCGCUCGAAGAAGACCUAGACUCACCCUUGCGUCCACCUGGCGCUUCCGGGCCCCUGCGGAGCUCCCAACCCCUCUGGGUCCAGCCUCGGGCGCAUGGGCCCCUUCAAGGGCUAAACGCAGCCGAGGCAAGGGAGCAGAACGGGCCCGUGGCGCCCGGGAGUAGAGAAGGGGGCCGGGCCACCGGAUGUUCCCACAGUAAAUCUACAAGGCGAGCCUGUGCUGGCCUCAGAGUCGCUCAAUAAAGGUCACCAAUCAACCCCCUGGGUAUUUGCCUCUCCUUGACCCUGCGCCGCUGCAAAGACUGCUGCCCUUAAAAUCCAGGACCCAGACUCCACCUUCUCUGACCUGGGGAGU